Nothobranchius furzeri (turquoise killifish) is the source of this 5198-nucleotide messenger RNA. It is a transcript of the gene brpf3a, whose product is annotated as bromodomain and PHD finger containing, 3a. Gene Ontology annotation, biological process: regulation of transcription by RNA polymerase II. Lineage: Eukaryota; Metazoa; Chordata; Actinopteri; Cyprinodontiformes; Nothobranchiidae. Gene Ontology annotation, cellular component: MOZ/MORF histone acetyltransferase complex. The record is from RefSeq and is a predicted model, not a curated record. Gene Ontology annotation, molecular function: protein binding.
CGAGCUAAACGUCCCGUUGUUUUUUUCAUCACUUGUUUCCGCGGUGACCUCCAGAACCAGUCCGGUGAAUUCGCUUCGUCUCGCGGACCAACCUCGAGCCGGUGCGCGUCGCGUGCGAGGCAAAGCAACGACCUACAAUUGGCCGAGGUGGGUUUUUUCUAAAGGGGCGUAUUUUUCAAGCCAUCUUGACUGAAUAUUUAGCCUCAUCCAAGGUACAUUAAUUUGAUAUUUUGGGGCUUUCGCUGUCCCCAAAUUGCUCACCACCAUCGGUUAAAAGGCUCAAGCCGCACCGAUGUGACCGGGUCGAGUUUGUGUGCUUAACCGAAGCCCCGGCGGAGAAGUGGAGCGCUGAAAAUGUCGCUCCUGAAAUUACCGGCCAGCUAAGCUAACAUGUCCGCCUUGGUCGGAGUCUGUCACUAGCUGACAUUUAGCCAGGUGCAGCUUUUUCUGUGGGCAACUCGCACUGCUGAGGACGACUUAUCGAGAGCAGAGAAGUGAAGUCCCAUGCGGAAGGUGAAGAGGUGGGAAUGCGGGACGGUUGUUAGAAGACUCAACAUGGGAAGGGGUCGAGGCAGAGGGAGAGGAAGAGGCAGGGGAUCAUCUGGUCAGUUACGGCCCCCCUCGCCUUAUAAACUGCAGCUCUCUCCAUCCAGGGAGACUUUGACAUAUGCUCAGGCCCAGAAGAUUGUGGAAGUGGACCUGGAUGGAAGGCUCCAUCGCAUAAACAUCACAGAUCUUCUGCCAGUUAUUACAGAGGACGAGAUGAUGGCUCAGGAUCUUGCUGAAUGCAACAGCAACAAGGAGAACAGCGAGCAGACUCAAAGUAAAAGCAAAUCGUGGAAGAAACCAUCAAACAAUAAAACCAGAAAGAUCAGUAAAAAUGCAUCUCAACAGAACCACCGUUCUGGCUCUCAGCAGCAUGCUGGAUCUCUGCAGCACCCAUCCAAUCAAACUCUUCUGCCUGAGCCCACCUUUCGCACUCUAAGUUCAGUUUCACCUUCAGAGACGCCUCCUCUCCCACCCGCCUACUACCGCUACAUAGAGAAGUCGGGGGAGGAGCAGGACAGUGUAGCCGAGUACGACAUGGAUGAGGAGGACCUGGCUUGGCUGGAGAUGGUGAACCAGAAGAGGGUGUCUGACGGCCAUGCAUCUGUUUCUCCGGACACUUUUGAGCUUCUGAUUGAUCGCCUGGAGAGGGAGUCCAUCCUCGAGUCACGCAGCCAGGCUCUGUCCCAGAGCACCGUUGAUGAGGAUGCCUUUUGCUGCGUCUGCUUGGAUGACGAAUGUCUGAACAGCAACGUCAUCCUGUUUUGUGACAUCUGCAACCUAGCCGUCCACCAGGAGUGUUAUGGAGUGCCCUACGUACCUGAAGGCCAGUGGCUGUGCCGCUGCUGCCUGCAGUCCCCCUCCCGCCCUGUAGACUGUGUCCUCUGUCCUAACCGAGGAGGUGCCUUCAAACAGACCAGCGAUGGACGAUGGGCUCAUGUUGUCUGUGCCAUAUGGAUCCCAGAGGUGUGCUUUGCUAACACAGUGUUCUUAGAGCCCAUCGAGGGGGUCAAGAACAUUCCUCCCGCUCGCUGGAAGCUCACGUGCUACUUAUGCAAGCAGAAAGGCAGGGGAGCAUCUAUUCAAUGCCAUAAAGCCAACUGCUACAGAGCUUUUCACGUCACCUGCGCCCAGAAGGCUGGACUUUAUAUGAAAAUUGACCCGGUCCGAGAGACGGGAGUUAACGGCACCACCUUCUCUGUGAAGAAGACUGCUUUCUGUGAGCAUCACUCUCCUGUUGGGUCUCGGCGGGACGGAUCUGGAGAUGAGUCUGUGGAAGGGAGGAUGGUAGGGGGGAGGGGUAACCGGGGUCAGAGGUCAUACACUCAAAGUCCGCCUUCACCUGUCAACAAGAAGGCAGCCAAGGGCCAAAAGAAGAAGAAUACAAAAAGAUCUGGGUCGACGCGCCGUUCUAAUAUUCCUGUGCUGCUUGUUCCUCAGAUCCCCUCUCACAGGCUGAAUAAGAUCUGCACAGGAGUGGACGUGCUGAGGAAAAACCAGUUCAUGCAGAGACUUCAUAAUUAUUGGUUACUGAAGCGACAGUCACGCAACGGCAUGCCUUUAAUACGCCGGCUCCAUUCCCAUCUGCAAGCUCACAAGACCACAGAACAGCGGGAGCCUGACAAGAAGCUGAGCGCUGCCAGGGAGGAACUACGAUACUGGCAAAAGUUGAGGCAAGACUUGGAAAGAGCUCGACUGCUGGUGGAACUCAUCCGAAAAAGAGAGAGAUUAAAGAGGGAACAGAUGAAAAUCCAGCAGGCUGCCCUUGACUUAACCUUGACUCCUGCUCUGGUGCUUCUGCAAUCCACUUUGGACCAACUACAGGAGAAGGACACAGCCAAAAUCUUCUCUCAGCCCGUCAAUCUAUCAGAGGUCCCAGAUUACCUGGAGUUUAUAUCCCAGCCCAUGGACUUCGCCACCAUGCGUUCCAAACUGGAGGGCCAUGCCUAUUGCUCAAUCGGGGACCUAGAGAAGGACUUUGAUCUCAUGAUCUCCAACUGCCUCAAGUACAACUCCAAGGACACCAUGUUCCACAAAACAGCCUUACAACUACGGGAAGUGGGGGGAGCCAUUCUCCGUCAUGCACACAGACAGUCUCAAAGCAUCGGCCUUGACCCCAGCACGGGUAUGCACCUGCCAGAAGCGCCAAACAAACAUGGCUUCUACCAAUGCACAUGGGAAGAUGUUGAUUCUCUCCUGGAUCCCGACAACAGAUUGCACCUAACCACAGACGAUCAGCUCAAGGCUUUGUUAGAAAAACUGGAUAUCGUCUCAUCCAUGCGCACCAGCGGCGGUCGCACCAAACGCAUUAGGCUGCUGCGCCGAGAGAUCAACUCUCUGAGGCAGAAGAUGAACCAGGAGCAGCAGAAUACUCAGUCUGUGAAUGGAAACAAUGAGGAGGAGGAGGAAGAAAAUGAGGAGGAAGAGGAGAUUGAGGAGGAAAAGCAGGAGAAAGCCAAGAAAAAAGAGAAAGCGAAAUUAGAGAAUGGGCCUUUAACUGCUGUAUCAAACUCCGGGACAGACGACUCUCCACCUGUGCUCGAGCUUACCUGCCCGGUAUCGUCGCCCUUACCAGGAGAUGCCCCUCUGGAGCCCCCUGUUCUGGGCAUUGUGACAGGGGGGCGGAGGUCACCAGGGCGUUCCUACAAGCGUCAGAGGUCCUCGCGCAGUGGGAGCAAAAGCCAAGGUGAAGAUGAAGCGGAAGUGGGAGAAACACCCUUUUCACAACCGGAGGCCGUUCACGAGGUUACACCACUUGGCGCUCCUCCAACUCUUCCGCUGGUCGGAGUUGGUCGUCGCACAUCCGUUUUGUUUAAGAAAGCUAAAAACGGGGCAAGGAUGGGAAAAAGCAAAUCCCCUCCUCCUCCUUGUCAGAAUGGGAAAACCUCUGAGGAGAAAACAAACGGACUGGACACCUCUUCUGUUAGCCAAAACUCAACCGCCACUCUUCGUCCAGCUCCUAACACUUCUCCUGCUCCUUCCUCCCCGUCCUCACACCACCUGAGGUCAAGAGGCCCCAGCUUAGAAAGUGAGAUAGACAAACCUCCUGCACCUCCCAGAGAAGGCCUAACAAACGGAAAGCACAUUUCUGCAGAACAGGAUCGGGAUGAAGAUGAUGAAGAUGACAAGGAGGAGGAGGAGGAUGGUGAUGAGCCAGACCUAACCGUUCCUCCUCUCAAACGUAGUCGGGGGAAACCAGCUUUGGCCAAAGUUCCAAGUAAAGAGAACAGAGACAUCUCCGUGUCUGGUAAGUCUACACUUCUGUCUUUAGAUGGUGAUACGGAGCUAUCACCACUGGACCUGGUUUGGGCAAAAUGUAGAGGAUAUCCCUCCUACCCAGCGAUGAUUGUUGAUCCAGACAUGCCUCAGGAAGGACUCCUCCACAAUGGCAUCCCCAUCCCAGUGCCUCCCGUGGAGGUGCUCAAACUGGGCGAAUGGAGGAAGACGGAGGAAGAUGAGAAGCUUUUCUUGGUGCUCUUCUUUGACACCAAAAGAACUUGGCAAUGGCUUCCUCGGGACAAACUACUGCAGAUGGGGAUCGACGACACUGUAGACAAGCUGCGCUUAAUGGAAGGCAAAAAACCCAGCGUGCGCAAGUCUGUACACACUGCAUAUGACCGGGCAAUGGUGCAUUUAAACCACGUGAGAGGAAAUCUUAACUUCACUCCCUCCAAUUUUAUAUAGAUUUUACUUUAAAGAGUUUUAUUAUCGUAAACGAGACCGCUGAUCAUAUGUAUAGAAGACUCUUCGACCCUUUUACAAAAUGUGGGAAAGUACAAAACACUUCCUUAGCUUGUUAAAUGAAUUUGUUCAUGUAUUGGUGUACAUUUUUAAAAAGGGUUUUACACGACUGUUGCUGUGUGUUGAUAUGAAGUUUUUAUUAUAGGCCAAAGUGAGUCGCGACUCAGUGGAGAGAUCUGUUGUUUAUCUGGCAAAGGGACAUAUUUAGAUUGUAUUUGCUAUUAAAAUGUCACUGUGUGUUAUCAAGUCUCACUUUAACAUUCACACCAUGACUGGACUCUGGUGGUUAAAAAUAUCAUAUUUAUGUUUAUUUACUUGGCAGAAGUUUUUAUCCAAAGCAACGUACAAUUGUUAACCUAUAGGGCAUGUUGUGAUCUGUGGGGAAAACCGGAGUUCCCAGAGGAAACCUACGCAGGCACAGGGAGAACACGCUACUCCGCGCAAAAAGGCUGCAGCCGAGUUUCGAACCUGCAACCUUCUUGAUGCGAGGCAACAGUGCCAAUAACUGUGUGUGUGUGUGUGUGUGUGUGUGUAUAUAUAUAUAUAUAUAUAUAUAUAUAUAUACAUACACAAACCAGCCCACUACUGUAGAUCUAAAAAUGUUUUUUGACACACUUGAUUAUAUCCUACUCUUUCUGAGAUGUUUCAUUAAAGUUGAAAUGAGAAAUUAAUUUAGUCCAGCCAUGGUGUCCUGUUGGUGUGACUUUUAACUGUGUUUGAUGAGUUUUCCAUAUUGUGAAACUGUAAAAUACUCGAAUGUUAAAGUGGCCGGCGCAUCAAACUGGUCAGGAAAAUUUAAAGCCACUACAAAGCUGAAGCAGAGAAAUUAACUGCGAUAACUUACUGAAAACCUUGCAUUUGUUACCAAAUCUGACUGAAAAGACUUGAAAAGCACAAAUGCUCUGGUUUAA